CAGUUAAAGAUAAUAUUUUUAAAUGAAUUCAGAAUGGCAAUAGAUGUUGAUGGAAGAUUUGAAUGCCAAAUUGCUUUAACGUGCUGAGUUAAUAGGACAUUAUGAAGAACUUGAAGAAUUACUCGAAUUUCAUAAAACUAAUAGCACUUUCGAAUAUAGUUUUGCUAUCAAAAUUGAAUAGUUGGAUAAAGAAAUAUAAAGCAAUUUUAGUUCAGAUCAAAAGAUUAAGAGUCUAAUAAAAGAAAGAGAGAAACUCUAUCAAGAAUUAACUAAAAGAAUUGAAGAACAGACUCUAUAAGUUUUUGAAUAAUAUAUGGCUAAUUGGAGUAAUUGUAUUGGUUAAAUUAAGUCAGUGAUUUUAAAGGAUUUAGAGUAAUUCAUGGAGAAGAGAAGUAUCAAUAAUUAUUGCUCGAAUAAUAGAAGCAAAUAAAUGGAAUGAUCUACACAUAAUACAAUAAAAAGAUAUAAGGGAUUACAGAAAUUUAUAAACAAUUCAAUUAGAUAGACCAAGCCAUUUAAUACAAUAUAUCAUAUGUGGAUAAUGAUCUGUAGAAUUAAUUGAAUCAGUAAUAAAAUAAGACAAAUUAAUCGAUGAUUCAAAAGAAAGAUGACACUCUUCAAUUAUCUUAAAUGUAUAUAAAUUUAUUAUUAAAAGAAUCCAAUAAAUGGAGUUCUCUAAAUAACUAGUUAAUUAGUAAUAAGAUGACUCUUUAAUAUAACACAUGGAUGAAUUCAAUAAUAUAAUGACUAAAUAAUCUCAUCCAAUUAAACUAUAAACCAUAUAUGAAGAAUAAUAACAAAAUAAUAAUUGUCAAAUAAGAUAGCAUCAUCAUAGUAAAACUAUAUUUAGUCAUAAACACUCAACUGCUUAAACUAGUCCUUAAUUGUCAAAAUCUUAUUUUGUUAAGGAGAAUCCGUUAAAGAAAUCGUUAACAAAAGGUACCUUGUUACUCAAGAAAUUCUCAAAUAAACCAUCUAAAAGAGAAUUUGAUGUAUUUCUACAUUAAAACCCUACAUAAUUGGGUUAUGGUUUAAGAAUGGCAUAAUUAACAUAAGAUAGAAUAGAAUUUAGAAAUCAAUUAAAACCGUAGAUAAUUGAUUCUUCAUUACCACUGUCUCAAAUCUUAAGAGUGAUCAUUCCUAAAUAAAUACAGGGAUAUCUUAAGAGGAGACCAAGUAAAAUAUAAGAGAAAGAAAACAAUGUUCCUACUCUCUCAUAUUGGCCUAUGUAAAUAUUAACUUUCAAUCAUGGUUAAAUAGAUUUACUGUUCCAUUCUUAAGAUCAUAUGAUGGAUUGGUAUAAUGGUUUAGUGAAUGUAAAAAAUAUUAAUUAAUGA
Messenger RNA from Paramecium sonneborni, 1337 nucleotides. Lineage: Eukaryota; Ciliophora; Oligohymenophorea; Peniculida; Parameciidae. The record is from the annotation of a GenBank genome assembly.